Gymnodraco acuticeps is the source of this 6929-nucleotide messenger RNA. RefSeq names its product glutamate receptor-interacting protein 2-like. Gene Ontology annotation, biological process: neurotransmitter receptor transport, endosome to postsynaptic membrane. The transcript is spliced from 25 exons. NCBI's taxonomy places the organism in Eukaryota, Metazoa, Chordata, Actinopteri, Perciformes, Bathydraconidae. The record is from RefSeq and is a predicted model, not a curated record. The coding region runs from base 345 to 3899 and encodes 1184 amino acids. Gene Ontology annotation, molecular function: protein binding.
GGAAUUCUGCGAGCUGAAGAGGAGAGGAAAGAAAGGCGAAAAGGAGAGUGUUUGUGGGACUAAGCAACUAAGUGCUGCGGACAAAUCAGAGGUGCAGAAUCUGUGAACAAGGAAGAGGGACCUUGGAAAGCUAGAAAGCCACUAUUCUAGAAAGAUGAGGGAAGAGGGGGAGACGAGAAACAAGUAAGUGUGGAAAGUUAUAAGACAGAUUUAGAAAAGAAGAGGAGGAAGUGGCCGACGAAGAAGAAGCGAAAGAGUGAGAACCAAGAGAAGAAAGGGGGAAAGGAAGAAGGAGAAACAAGUCUACCAUCACUUGAACCUCUGUCCGACAUCCAUCAUCCAGGAUGGACAAAGUGGAGCGAGUGAUGAAGAUGGUGAAGAGGAUGUCGCCCAGGAAGAAAAGGAGAGAAGGAGGGAAAAACGGGGGGCCGGGAGAUCUGGAGAGCCCGGACACUUUGUGUGACGAACUCUGCCGCUUCAGCCUCUGCAUCAGUGAUGACGGACCAUAUGGAAAAACAAAAGAUAUCUCCGGACCAGAACAGACCAUGGCCUCCAGAAGACACAGUAUACCAGAAGCUCUGCGGGGGGUGACUAUGGUGGAGCUGGUGAAGAAGGAAGGCAGCACGCUGGGCCUCACCAUCUCCGGAGGAACAGACAAGGACGGGAAACCCCGGGUGUCGAACCUGCGGCCUGGAGGGCUGGCAGCCAGGAGUGACCAGCUCAAUGUGGGUGACUACAUAAAGUCUGUGAAUGGCAUCAAUCUGACCAAACUGCGGCACGAAGAGAUCAUCAGUUUACUGAAGAACGUCGGGGAGAGAGUCCUGCUGGAGGUGGAGUACGAACUGCCCCCUACAGCUCCAGACAGCACCUCAGGGGUUAUAUCAAAGACAAUCGACAUCUGUUUGCACAAGGAGGGGAACAGCUUUGGAUUCGUGAUGAGAGGUGGUUCACAUGAAGACUGGCACAAGUCGCGCCCCCUAGUGGUCACCUACAUCAGGCCAGGAGGGCCUGCAGACAGGGAGGGAACUCUGCGCCCCGGGGAUCGUCUCCUCAGCGUGGACGGCGUCCCGCUGCACAACGCCAACCACUGCGACGCCCUCAGCGUGUUGGCUCAGUGUGGCCAGGAAGCCCUGUUCCAGAUAGAGUAUGACAUCACUAUCAUGGACACAGUAACGAAUGCCUCCGGACCGCUGUUGGUGGAAAUAGUGAAGUUGCCAGGAGCAACGCUGGGCAUCACGCUGACAUCGGCCAAUCAUCGGAACAAGCAGGUCAUCGUCAUCGACCGGGUUAAACCUGGCAGCGUGGUGGACAGAUGUGGAGCGUUGCAUGCUGGGGAUCAUCUGCUCUCCAUAGACGGGACGUCGACAGAACACUGUACGGUCCUGGAGGCAACACAGCUCAUAGCAAGCACAUCAGAACUGGUGAAACUGGAAAUCCUCCCCUCCUAUCAAACAAGACUGACUGGGAAACAGCACGACACAGUGAAGGUUCAGAAGUCGGACCACCCCCACUCCUGGGACCCCUGUGUGAACUUUGGUCAUACUUUAAACUCCAGUCUCUGCAACACAAGUGCUACCCUCAACAAGUCGUGGACUGCCUCGAAUAAUAACACCAUCAACAGCCUCGACUACUGCAAGUCUCUAGUAUCGGCCAGUUUCUCUCCCGGCUCUACGACAACAUCCGGCCCCAGUAGCCAGAGCUCCAGCACCCUGCCAAGGCCUACAGUUCCCAUGAGUCCACGUAACUCGCUGCUUAAACGACGGCAGAGAAAGAAAGAGCACAAAAGCUCCUUGUCCCUGGCGUCCAGUUCAGUGGGUCCCGGUGGUCAGGUGGUUCAUGUGGAGACCAGUGAGGUUGUCCUAACAGGCGACCCACUCAACGGCUUCGGUGUCCAGCUGCAGGGAGGAAUAUUUGCCACCGAAACGCUUUCUGCACCCCCACUCAUCCGAUUCAUAGAGCCCGACAGCUCUGCAGAGAGGUGUGGCCUGCUGCAGGUUGGAGACCGCCUCCUGUCAAUUAACGGGAUCCCCACAGAGGACGGAACACUAGAAGAGGCCAAUCAGCUUCUCCGAGACGCGGCACUGACCAAUAAGGUCUCCUUGGAUAUCGAGUUCGAUGUAGCAGAGUCGGUGGUGCCUAGCAGUGGUACAUUCCACGUCAAACUGCCGAAGAAAAGAGGAGUGGAGCUGGGGCUCACCAUCAGUGUCAGUAAGAAGCAAGGAGAGCCCCUCAUCAUCUCUGACAUCAAGAAGGGCAGCAUGGCCCACAGAACGGGGACCCUGGAGCCUGGGGACAAGCUGCUGGCCAUCGACAACAUCCGGCUGGAGAACUGCUCCAAAGAUGAGGCGGAGCAGAUCCUGCAGCAGUGUGAGGAGCUGGUCAAACUGAAGAUACGCAAGGACGAAGACAACUCAGAUGAGCAGGAGACCUCGGGCAGCAUCAUCUACACAGUGGAGCUGAAGAGGUACGGGGGCCCUCUGGGCAUCACCAUCUCAGGCACCGAGGAGCCGUUCGACCCCAUCACUAUAUCCGGCCUGACCAAGAGAGGCCUGGCCGAGAGGACAGGGGCUAUUCAUGUAGGGGAUCGGAUCCUGGCGAUCAACAGCAUCAGUCUGAAAGGGAAGCCCCUGAGUGAGGCCAUCCACCUGCUGCAGAUGGCUGGGGAGACCGUAACUCUCAAGAUCAAAAAACAACUGGACAAUAUAGAGGAUAGGAAGGCAGCAGAGGCAGAGGACACAACGGAAAACGAGAUCAGUGACACUGAGGAGGAUGAUUUGACGGACAGCCAACAGACCAAUAAGCUCUCAGAGCUUUACUCCACAACCAUACCCAGCGUGGACUCUGCCAUGGAGUCAUGGGACGGCUCAGGGAUGGACGCUGGAUAUGGCAGCCAGGGUACAUACAACCACCAGGCCGCUGGUAUUGCCCUCCACCCCCACGAGUGGCGUAGCGCCAAGCAGCAGCGCAGCACCACACCUCCACCUGGACGCCGGAAGAACUACCUGUUCAGUGACGGAGGGUUCAGUGAGGAUGACUGGGACAAACCACCAGGAUUUAUCGGCCAACAACCAGACGGUAUAAUGUUGGAUCCAGAUGACAGUUUCUGGUGUCAGGCGCUUGAGGAUCUGGAGACGUGUGGCCAAUCAGAACUGCUCCGAGAGAUUGAGGCGUCAAUAAUGACAGGAACAGCCAUCAGUCUGGGUGUAGAAGGUGCUAACAAGCCUCAAGCUGAGCCCAUACUGACCCACAGCAGGAUGAGCCCGCUGCGGAGAAAUUCCCUCCUGCACCAGGGAAACCUGUUCCACCAGGGGACACACCUGCAUGAGCAUGCUCACCUGCAUGAGGAGGCCCAACUCCACCAAGACGCCCACCUUCUCCAGGAGGCCCAUUUCAACCAUGAGGCCCACCUGCAGCAUGAGGCCCACCUGCACCAGGGGGCCUACAUCCACCAAGAUAACCAAUCCCUCCUGCACCAUGAUUCCAAGCCUAAAGCCUCCCUGAGAGUGUCAGAGAGGACGUGGGAGUCUCGUCGGAUCAAAGAGGAGAUGCAGGGCAUUCUGUCCCCAACGCCUCUGGAGCUGCACAAAGUAACUGUGAUAAAGGAUCCAGAGAUCGACGACUUUGGCUUCAGCGUGUCCGACGGCUUCUUGGAGAAAGGAGUUUAUGUCAACAUGAUCAGACCUGACGGGCCAGCUGACCGAGCGGGCCUCCGACCCUACGACAGGAUCCUGCAGGUGAACCACGUGAGGACCAGGGACUUUGACUGCUGCCUGGCGGUGCCCCUGAUCACAGAGGCCGGGGACAGACUGGAGCUGGUCAUCAGUCGUAACCCACUGGCCAAUGACGACGAUGACGCAGAGGACAAUAACAACACGUUUGACCAUCAUCUAGACCUGUAACACACAAACACACACAUACUGUACAUGCACAUGCACACACUCUGCCACACCGGCAGGGGAUGUACAAUAACUGGUGAUUAAGUUGCAACUGAAACUGGCCCAAACCCACACCACACUCCACCGGCUUGCAAUAGUUCUACUGAAACACAGAGACUCCUUCAGGAACAAACUCACACUGAAUUGCAUGCUCACACAACCACCCCUUCCCAUUCACACCGGGUUGAACUGCUGUCAUACCAUAUUAUUCUCACUGGGAUCUUGCAGAGAAACCACCAGGGACACUCUCAUUAAGGCGGGCUGGCAUUCAGCGUUGUUCCAACAUAAACAACCACUUCUCUGGCACUUUAACCAGCCAUUAACUGAUUUUGACUCUUUAAAUAUUAUCUUUACUUUAAAAAAUCAUAAAAACCUGCAAUUUGGAUGAGGUAAUUCUAGCAGUUUUUAAUGCAAGGUUUAUAAAAAAUAUCUAGUGCUCAAACUGCCUAGCUCAGUUGGCAGAUUUGUUUUUAGAAAAGCUAUUACUACUCAUUAUGAAGAUUGAUCCAACUGUUUCUACAAUGUAGCCGUUGUGAGAGUCCAUAUUGCUGCUAAGAAUCUGCUCAGUUAUUUUGUGGAAAGGUCAAGAUGAGCUCUCAGCUGUCGCAUGGAGUUUGAGUAUAUUAGAUACCUCUGCACAUAAUAGGGUCACAGUGAUAUAUAUUCAUGUGUGCCAUAGUUACAAGGUCAAGACACUGAUGUCAUCACAACUGCCAAUUUCCUUCUUUUUUUAUCCAAUCUUCUAAGGGAAAAGAAUAAAAGGGAUGGAUUUUUUUCUUGAUUGCUUCAACAUUUUCAACAAUGCUGUGCUCAUGGAAGUGCGUGGGAAAUAUCUUUCUUUCUGCACCAUUUAUUAGAUUAUUGACCUUUUUUUGUUUUUUUGCUAGAAGAGUUGCCAAAUUGCCAAGUCUUUCUCGACCGUUGUCUUGGAGCACUGGGUUGGUAUCGCCUCAGCUUAUUGCUAAACUACAAAGUCAAAGAGCAGUAGCUACCAUGUAUGCAAUUUAGAUAGCAUUGCUCAUGGUCAGGGCUCACAAUAAUCAGAGAAAAACACAUGUAUGUCAUUAAAGGGGCUCUGUGGAGCACUUUGAUGAGAAAUCUGGUACCUCUUUCAUUUUAAGACAUUGGUUUAAUGCCAUUAACAGCAUGGAGAACAAGUUACAGCAUCACUGUUGUUUACACUGUGAUAAUAACAAAACAGAAAUAAAGCUAUGUUCCUUAGCAACAAACAUAAAACAUGAUUUGAGUUGCAAGUAAACAAAAUGGUAGAAAAUGUAAAGGCCAGUGGGAAAAUGUGUACUUCAUUUAUCUUUAAGAAUACAAACAAACUAUUGGGUCAAUUUGUAAUUUCCCCUUACAUACAUACAAAUAUGACCAGGCACUCACAGCCCAACAUACAUGUCUUAACAGCAGAUAACAUGAUUUUUUAAAGACUUCACAUUUUCCCCUGCAUGGUUUGAUAUAGUGUUUAUGCUUUACACGCAGAUGUCAUUUGAAUCCAGCACGUACUGCUGCUUACGAAUGAUUGUAAAAAUUACAAGCAUAACAAAGAGUAUUUUCCGCUAUUUGGUUUAAAUGAUUAUUUAUCAAGAUCACUUGUGCUGCCUAUGUAACAGAUUAAGAGCUACAGUGUGAACAGCAAGCUAAUUUAAAAAGAAAUCAUAAAUAAAUACCAAGUUGUGGCAAAAAUGCUUCACUUAGCACCUUCAUAUGACAUCUGCAGUACAGAUCAACCAUGAACAUUACAUGUUACUGCUGUUUGACUUUGUAGGCAGAACGGACCUUUGUGUGGCCAUGAUCGGAGUAAACUGCAUCAUCUGCAUUGAGGUUGAUUUAUUAUGAUGCUUAAGAGUGUGGGUGCUGUUUAGAUGUAAGUCACACACACGAACAAGCGUAUCGUCUUAAACAGUGCCCGUAUGCACAGAUAACACAAUGUUUGUUCAUGUUUCUGUGUGUUUGGCUGUGACGAAUCCUGCAUCUCUGUUUCAAAUGUACAUGUGUAUGAGAUUGGUAUAUCUGAAAAGAUGCAACUCAAUUUGGGAUGAACUUUAGAUUGCAUUUUGCACUGUGACCUGGUAUUUGUCCCCCAUAUAUUAUAAGUGCGUUAGGAAAAGAUUGCAGCGAGUUUAAAUCAAAUAAAUGCAACUAAUGGUCCUUCAACAGAGUUUCAGAAUAGUAGGAGCAACACCUUACUCAAGUAUUGCCAUUGUGUUCAUUUAAUGAUAUUGUCCUUGAAAAAAAAGAUUCCUGAAAUGUUUCCAUAUACUACAAUGAUCCUUUAGGUUCUCAUCAUUCCUGCUACUUUUAAACAUUUCAGAUGUAUUUCUUAUUUCAAUCAUGCCCAUCAGUUUGGCAUGGCGUAUGGGAUCUAUAAUACCCUUAAGAUGUGGCUGCUCUGCAGAUAAAGCAAGUAAGAGUUGCAAAUUCAAAAAACUAUUUAAAUCAGUACUGUUGAAAACAAAACACGGUAUCAUACUUAUUGAAUCCCUCCAAAAUGGCUUCAUUCUCAUUCCUGUCUUCAUGUUUUCUCUUAUUUUUGCAAAAACUCACUCCGCCCUUAUUACCUGUGGAUUACAGAAGUGAGACUGGCUGACACCCUACUACUGCACAUGGCAGAGUGUGUGUGUCAGAAGGAAAGAGUGUACGGUAAUAUUUUUAUAUAUGUGUUCCUGUAUGUAAGCACAAUAGAGAGAACUAAUGUUGUGAGUGCACAAAAUGUUUGAGCGACAAUAAACACAACACAAAGACACACAGGAAUACUACAGUAUUCAGAGUGUGUGUUAAAGAGAGAAGAGACAGAGAAUAGCCUUUGGCCUCUGAAGGAUUGGACAUUUUUCAACAGGAACAAUCACAGCCUCUGUUCUCCCUCUCUUUUUUUGCAUGUCUCCCUUUAUGUUACAUACAGUGGUGUAGUGGGCGUUGGACGUGCCGUACCUCCACUGAGAGAGAGAGAGAGAGAGAGAGAGGAGAGAGAGAGAGAGAGAGAGAGAGAGA